UGGUCAGGCUGUGGGAUGUCCCUGGCCGUCACCCACCCUCUCUCGUGUGUCCACCCGCUCAGGGAGGAGGCGUCCUGCCGGGUGUCCGUGGAGCAGAGUCCAUUCGUCCUCGGCCUCAGCAGCGAGAACGGAGAGCUGCUGCUCGACGAGUGCGUCCAGGUCACCGAGGGCGCGAAGACCACGGAGAGACACCUGUUCCUCUUCGCCGACGCCAUUGUUCUCGCCAAGCUCAAGGCGACCGCCGGCUACCGGCUGAAGCACCGGGUGGGCCUCGGCCACAUCUGGCUCCACAGUUUGGAGGACGAGGCGGGGGGGGAAGACGGAACGGCCGGGGACGUUGACCUCAGGGUGACCCUCGCCCUGGCCUGGGAGCUCACCUUCUGCCUGGUGUGUUUUCGCUCGUCUGAGGUGAAAGAGCGCUGGUUAGAUACUCUUCACAGAAAAAUCAAAGACGCGAAAGCGAGGGCCGUGUGUGCUCCUUCACCCCCCGACGUCCUCAUGAAGGUGUUGAGUGGCAGCAUUGUGACGAAGACCCUGGCAGGAGGUGGCAUGGAGCAAUUCAUCGAGCUUCCACUUGAUGGCGACGCAAAGACAGCCGCCCUGUCAAAAGAGUCCAACGACCAAGAGGACAAGCUGACACAUCCCACUGAAAAAAAGUGGAACCAAGUGGUGCGGCGGCUCCGAAAGGGCUCCAGCUUCAUCAGCAGGGCGGGCCGAACGGAGGCCGACACGGACGCGAGGACUCGGCUGUUUGGGCAGCCCCUCUGCAAGGUUUGCCCCGACGACUGCUCACUGCCCAAACCAGUCACAGAGAUGCUGGUGUUGCUGAGGAAGAGGGGUCCGUCCACCGAGGGCGUGUUUCGGAAGCCGUGCAACAACAAGAACAUGAAGGACAUCAGGGAGCAGCUCAGCGGCGGCCUGGAGGUGGACCUGCAGGGCCAGCCGGUCGUUCUGCUCGUCGGGCUUCUCAAAAGUUUCCUGAAGGAGCUUCCUGGCAGCCUGCUGGUGUCUGAACUUUACGACACCUGGAUGGCAGCACUGGACGCCGAGGACUCUCAGCGGAGAGGCCCGGAAAUCAGAAAGGUGGUAGACCAGCUCCCGGGGCACAACAAACUCCUGCUUCAGCAUCUGGUCUGCGUCCUCCAUCACAUCCUCCAGAGCGCUGACAUCAACAAGAUGGACGGCCACAACCUGGCGGUGUGCAUCGCCCCCACGCUGCUGCAGCUGGACGGCACGCCGCUGGAUGAGCAGAAGGAGAAGAUGAAGAAGGUCACAGAGCUAACUGAGGUUCUGAUCAAGCACUGUGAGAUCCUUGGAGAGAAUAUCCCCAGUCUGCUGGACACUGACGACGACUCUCUGUCCUCUCAGCACCACGACUCUGCGUAUGACAGCACCGACCCAGAAGGAGAUGGGGAGGCAGGGGAGAGCACCAGCUCCACAUGCGGAGGGUGCGGCUCGUCCUCCUCCCUCGGUCCCUGCGCCGCUGCCGCCGCCGCCGCCGCCGCCGCCGCCGCCGGCACCACUUCCUGGGCAUCUGACGCCGUCUUCAACCCAAAGCCGCCGAUCCACCGUCGCUGCUCCGAGCCCAUCAUCCUCACCUCGCCCGAUCUCGAGAGCCUGUGUGGCCACGCCAGGAGCCACGAGGACUGCUCCGUGGAGCGGGGGGACUUUGAGGAGCAGCCUCUGAAGAAGCAGAUCUCCGACGACUCAUUCUUGCUCAGGGGACGGGGGCGACCCGGGUCGGUCCUGUCGUUUCAAAAGCUGAGCACCGGCUCCGACAUGGAUCUUCUGCCCUACGCGGCGGGAAGCCGCGUCAAGGACUGCUCGUGCUCUUCGCUGGAGAGCGCUGCCUCGAACCUGUCAGACGGCUCCGUCUUCACCAGUUCCCCAUUGGGGUCACCAGCCUGCCCCAGGAGAGCAAGCACCACCAACCAGCCCUCGGCGGCUGCAAAGGCUCCCCAGGACAUUCCCAGACCGAUUUCAGAUGAGAAGAGGCACUCGCAGUCCAUGAGAGUGGCCAGCAAAGUCCUAAUGAGGACCAGGAGUUUAGGAGCCUUCGGCAGGAGCAGCCUGAAGAAAGACUCUCAGAAGGAGAACUCCUUCCCCUGCGAAACGCUCCAGGAGGACUCGCAGAGCGAAGCCGACCCGGCGGCCGAGCACAGGCCGCGCCCUCUGUCGUCCAUCGAGGUGUUCAAGCAGGUGGACAGCCGGCUGCCCUGCAGGCCUCCGUCGUACGAGCAGUCCCUGCACAACGUGGGCCUCCCGCCGCACUACGGGCCAAUGACCGUGCAGGACGCCAGGGAGAAGAGGUCCCGCCCCUCCUCUGUGAACUACGACUUCCCCGCGUCCUGCUCCGCCGCGCAGCACACAGACUGUUCCGCUCGGGCAGCACAGCACAGCGCUGUUGAGCGGCCGCAUCCUUUUCGCCAGAGAGCCAUGUCCGAGUCUGUGUCCAGAGGCCAUCGCGAGGUUGUGUCCCGGAGAUGCAGCCAGCCCGUGUUCGAGGAAUUUUCCUACGCCAAGGAGUCUUAUGUUUGAUUGGCCUUUGGAACACGGACAUUCCUUGAAGGCGGAACGGCAACUCCCCUCUUCUCAGUUUUAUUCCUUCAGGGCCGCGUCAUGCACGGACUUGGGGCGUCAUUGUCUAACCUUAAUUUGUUCGGAUGGCACGUUUUGAUUUACUUGCAAUUCAGUUGCUCAGUGAUAGCAGCUACGUCUAGUUCUUAUCUUUUGUCUGCCCUGUUCUUGUAUAUGAAAACAUGUUUCACUGUUUCACUUUGAAUGUGAGUUUUGUGCCGCCUCUGUGGUCGCACUGCCUGAGUAGUACCAUUUAGAGUACAAAUAUUAAAAUAUAUGUUACCAUGAUAGCUAUGUAGUCUGUCACAAUGAAGCUAUGGAAACACAGUUUGCUGUGGAUAAAAAAUAUGCUAUUACUUUCUAUCUUUCUUUCUUUCUUUCUUUGUUGAUGUAGAGCCUUUUGACCACUCUGGUGGGUUUAUUUUUAUUUUUUUUGUAAAACCAUCUUCACCAUCUUCAACUACAUUAAAGCACUUUUCUGGUGACUGAAUCAUUUGUAUACAUGUAUGCAAAAAAAAAGGUAAAUAAAGGCCAAUGGAUAUA
Scophthalmus maximus (turbot) is the source of this 3120-nucleotide messenger RNA. It is a transcript of the gene tagapb, whose product is annotated as T cell activation RhoGTPase activating protein b. Gene Ontology annotation, biological process: regulation of Rho protein signal transduction; signal transduction. The transcript is spliced from 12 exons. Bases 16 to 2538 code for a protein of 840 amino acids. The record is from RefSeq and is a predicted model, not a curated record. NCBI's taxonomy places the organism in Eukaryota, Metazoa, Chordata, Actinopteri, Pleuronectiformes, Scophthalmidae. Gene Ontology annotation, molecular function: GTPase activator activity.